This is a messenger RNA of Trichechus manatus latirostris (Florida manatee), 515 nucleotides long. RefSeq names its product fatty acid-binding protein 9. The transcript is spliced from 4 exons. NCBI's taxonomy places the organism in Eukaryota, Metazoa, Chordata, Mammalia, Sirenia, Trichechidae. Gene Ontology annotation, molecular function: fatty acid binding. Gene Ontology annotation, cellular component: nucleus; cytosol. Bases 114 to 515 code for a protein of 133 amino acids. Gene Ontology annotation, biological process: fatty acid transport. The record is from RefSeq and is a predicted model, not a curated record.
UGUCAGAAGAGUCACGUGAUAAAGAUGGUCUUUAAAUGAAGGUACUGGUAACACGGCAGUGCCUACAUUUCUUUGCCUUUCACUUCUGAGUGCAUCUUCUCAGCAAGAUUUCCAUGAUGGUUGAGCCCUUCUUGGGAACCUGGAAGCUGGUCUCCAGUGAGAACUUUGAGGAUUACAUGAAAGAACUGGGAGUGAGAUUUGCAGCCCGGAACAUGGCCAGGUCAGUGAAGCCCACUGUGAGUAUCAGUGUCAAUGGGGACGUGGUGAGCAUCAGAAUGGAAAAUUCUUUCAAGAACACUGCUAUCUCCUUCAAGCUGGGGGAAGAGUUUGAGGAGACCACAGCAGACAACCGUCAAGUGAAGAGCAUCAUAACAUUAGACAGUGGCUCAAUGAUUCAGGUUCAAAAGUGGCUCGGCAAAGAGACAACAAUCAAAAGACAGAUUGUCCAUGGGAAAAUGGUGGUGGAAUGUACCAUGAAUAAUAUUGUCAGCACUAGAGUCUACCAAAAAGUGUGA